AUGUCGCUGCUGUUCAGCUCUACAAAGAGCGUCUGCGCGAUAUGCUUUGCAAUGCUGGUUGAUCGUGGCCUAGUGGCGUACGAAGAUCUGGUCACCAAGCACUGGCCUGAAUUCGGACAAAACGGAAAAGAGGACAUCACCAUCGAAAUGCUACUCGCACAUCAGGUAUUCUGA
Messenger RNA from Gongylonema pulchrum, 174 nucleotides. Lineage: Eukaryota; Metazoa; Nematoda; Chromadorea; Rhabditida; Gongylonematidae. The record is from the annotation of a GenBank genome assembly.